GAUAGCUCUGCCGCGGCUCUGACAUCCACAUGCUGCUCUGCCUGAAAAGGCAGGGGGGAGACAGAGGGGAGGCAGUGAAGGCGAGCGAGGCACCGGCCCGUAGCCUACCCCCGGCACAUCCUCAGAUGCGCAGCCCCUCGGCGAGGUGGAGGUGAGGGCGGGCGCCUGCCGGCUCAGAGUGGAGUGCGCUCUCCCGGGCAAUCCCGGCACGGCCGCCGCUCCGGCAGCCAACGCUAGCAGCCUCCGCAGCAGCUUCCUUCCGCAGACUCCCCUCGAGAGGCUGGCCGAGCGGGUGUAGCCUUGGGAGAGGCUCCCGCUAGGGGAACCCAGCGAGGACGGGAGCCGUCGACCGCCUCCCAUUCGGGCUGUCCGGCCAUCGGUGCCUCCGCCCGUCGGUCCGAUUCGGGUGCCCGGGCGCGGGUAUCAGUUUACGCUUCUGAGAUCGCACAGCUUCCUGGGGGCCGGGUGAUGCCCAAGGCAAGUCUUGGCUUUGAUUUUUAUUAUCAUUAUUUCACACUUGGCUUUCGGGAAAUACUCGAGAUGUUGUAAGAUAAAGGAAAUGACACUUUGAGGAACUGGAGAGAGCGUACAUGCGUUUUGUUUUUAUGAGAGAAAACCCUUUCUAACCUUGUUGGCUGAUUUCAAGAGCUACCCUCCGAGUGAGGUGGGAAUUUCAGCAAGAAUAAAGGUGAAGACGGGUCGCCAGGACCCCAGAGGGAAACGCUGACCUGACCGUUAAGAGACCUCUACAGAAGACACUGCCAGGCAGAAAAUAAGAGAGACAAAAAAAAAAAAAAAAAAAAAAAAAAAAAAAAAAAAAAAAGAAAGAAAGAAAGAAAGAAAGAAAAGAAAAAAGAAAAACCCACAAAGAUAUAAUUGUACAAGAAUCUUACAAGCCCAGCUCUGGAGAAACCUUCCUUCUCCAAAAUGGAUCUGUUUCCUCUCACCUGGGUUUUCCUAGCUCUCUGCUUCUUAGGACCCGAAGUGAGAGGCCAACCAGACCCACCCUGUGGAGGUCGUUUGAAUUCCAAAGAUGCCGGCUAUAUCACCUCUCCAGGGUACCCCCAGGACUACCCCUCCCACCAGAACUGUGAGUGGAUUGUUUACGCCCCCGAGCCCAACCAGAAGAUUGUCCUCAACUUCAACCCUCACUUUGAAAUUGAGAAGCACGACUGCAAGUAUGACUUCAUUGAGAUUCGAGAUGGGGAUAGCGAGUCCGCAGACCUCCUGGGCAAGCACUGUGGGAACAUCGCCCCGCCCACCAUCAUCUCCUCGGGGUCUAUGCUGUACAUCAAGUUCACGUCUGACUACGCCAGGCAGGGCGCAGGCUUCUCCCUGCGCUAUGAGAUCUUCAAGACAGGCUCUGAAGAUUGUUCCAAAAACUUCACCAGUCCCAAUGGGACCAUUGAAUCUCCUGGGUUUCCUGAAAAGUACCCCCAUAACUUGGACUGCACUUUUACCAUCCUCGCCAAACCCAAGAUGGAGAUCAUCCUGCAGUUCCUGACCUUUGACCUGGAGCAUGACCCUUUGCAGGUGGGAGAGGGAGACUGCAAAUAUGACUGGCUGGACAUCUGGGAUGGCAUUCCACAUGUUGGCCCCCUGAUUGGCAAGUACUGUGGGACCAAAACACCAUCUGAACUCCGCUCGUCAACAGGGAUCCUGUCGCUGACCUUUCACACAGAUAUGGCGGUGGCUAAGGAUGGCUUCUCUGCACGUUACUACCUGGUGCACCAAGAACCACUGGAGAACUUUCAGUGCAAUGUUCCUCUGGGAAUGGAGUCAGGCCGGAUUGCUGAUGAGCAGAUCAGCGCCUCCUCGACCUAUUCCGAUGGGAGGUGGUCCCCUCAACAAAGCCGACUCCACGGUGAUGACAAUGGCUGGACCCCCAACUUGGAUUCCAACAAGGAGUAUCUCCAGGUGGACCUCCGCUUUCUAACCAUGCUCACAGCCAUUGCAACACAGGGUGCAAUUUCCAGGGAAACCCAGAAUGGCUACUAUGUCAAAUCUUACAAGCUGGAGGUCAGCACCAAUGGGGAAGAUUGGAUGGUAUACCGACAUGGCAAGAACCACAAGGUGUUCCAGGCCAACAGUGAUGCCUCCGAGGUGGUUCUGAACAAGCUGCACACACCACUGCUCACGAGGUUCGUCCGGAUCCGCCCGCAGAGCUGGCACUCGGGCAUCGCCCUGCGCCUGGAGCUCUUCGGCUGCCGGGUCACAGAUGCCCCCUGCUCCAACAUGCUGGGGAUGCUCUCAGGCCUCAUUCCCGACUCCCAGAUCUCUGCCUCCUCCACCCGCGAGUACCUCUGGAGCCCCAGCACAGCGCGCCUGGUCAGCAGCCGUUCAGGCUGGUUCCCUCGGAUCCCUCAGGCGCAGCCAGGUGAAGAGUGGCUACAGGUGGACCUGGGAGCACCCAAGACGGUGAAAGGCGUCAUCAUCCAGGGGGCCCGUGGAGGAGACAGCAGCACAGCAGUGGAAGCCAGGGCCUUCGUGCGCAAGUUUAAAGUCUCCUACAGCCUGAAUGGCAAAGACUGGGAAUAUAUCCCAGAUCCCAGGACCCAGCAACCAAAGCUGUUUGAAGGGAACGUGCACUACGACAGCCCCGACAUCCGAAGAUUUGACCCUGUCCCUGCCCAGUACGUGCGUGUAUAUCCAGAGCGGUGGUCACCGGCGGGCAUUGGGAUGCGGCUGGAGGUGCUGGGCUGUGACUGGACAGACUCAAGGCCCACAGUAGAGACACUGGGACCCACUAUAAAGAGUGAAGAGACCACCACCGCAUAUCCCAUCGAUGAGGAAGCCACAGAAUGUGGAGAGAACUGCAGCUUUGAGGAUGACAAAGAUUUGCAGCUCCCUUCAGGAUUCAAUUGCAACUUUGAUUUCCCCGAGGAGCCCUGUGGGUGGAUGUACGACCAUGCCAAGUGGCUCAGAAGCACCUGGACCAGCAGCUCUAGCCCCAACGACCAGACGUUUCCAGAUGACAGGAAUUUCUUGCGGAUGCAGAGUGACAGCAGGCAAGCGGGCCAGUAUGGGCGCAUCAUCAGUCCACCGGUGCACCUGCCUAGGAGCCCCGUGUGCCUAGAGUUCCAGUUCCAGGCCUCGGGUGGCCGCGGGGUGGAGCUGCAGGUGGUGCGGGAAGCCAGCCAGGAGAGUAAGCUCCUGUGGGUCAUCCGCGAAGACCAGGACGGCCAGUGGAAGCAUGGACGCAUCAUCCUGCCCAGCUACGACAUGGAGUAUCAGAUUGUGUUCGAGGGAGUGAUAGGAAAAGGACAUUCAGGAGAGAUCGCCAUUGAUGAUAUCCGGAUAAGCACCGAUGUCCCCCUGGACAGCUGCAUGGAACCCAUGUCAGCUUUUGCAGGUGAGAAUUUUAAAGUGAACAUUCCAGAAAUACAUGGAAGAGAAGGCUAUGAAGAUGAAAUUGAUGAUGAGUAUGAGGUGGACUGGAGCAACUCUUCAUCCCCAACCUCAGGGGCUGGAGACCCCUCAGCAGACAAAGAGAAGAGCUGGCUCUAUACGCUGGACCCCAUUCUCAUCACCAUCAUUGCCAUGAGCUCACUGGGGGUCCUCCUGGGGGCCACCUGUGCAGGACUCCUGCUAUACUGCACCUGUUCCUACUCCGGCCUCAGCUCCCGCAGCUGCACCACACUGGAGAACUACAACUUCGAGCUCUAUGAUGGCCUCAAGCACAAGGUCAAGAUGAACCACCAGAAGUGCUGCUCGGAGGCGUGACAGAUUGCACCUGAAUCAUGCUUGACGUUUCAUUCCAGCAAGAGGGGCUGGUGAAGAUUACAUUUUUCCCACUUUGGAAACUGAAUGCCAUAAUCUUGAUCAAACUGAUCCAGAAUACUGAAGGUAUGGACAGGUCAGACAGGUGAAUUGAUGGAGAAAGAGAGAUGCAGCCAUGGAGGGAAUCAUAAUCCGCCGAGGACUGCAAUGGCUGAGUCACUGCAAAACAGGGCCACGUUCUCAGCUGGGACAAAGACAGGAGCCCAUCUCUUCAUCGUCACAAUUCUAUUUUGUUUGUGAGGUUGUUAUUAAUUACAUUUCAUUUCUUUGGUCUGUGAGCAACUCAAAGAGGCAGAAGAAUAACUUCUCCCACAGAAAAGAGGGGCAGUGAUCAAUGGAUGUUCUCUGCUUUCUCUUUCUAAUCAACACUUGAAAAGCAAAGGGUCUUUUCAGCCUUUCCAUCUUUAGAAGUAAAACUUUAAGAAGGCCAUCCGGCUUAUCCCUUCCUCUGAUGGUCUUAGGAUUGAAGGGAUUUGCUGUGGUGUGCAUUCUGCCGGCCACCCUGACAAGCUGCCAUUUCCAGUCCUAGCAUCUAAGUAGGAUGUUGUUGCCUUUAACUUUUUUUAUCCAGGGGAAAUUUGCCAUUUUAGGGUCAGCUUGAGCAGCUCUUUCUUAUAUAGAGAAUUAAGAGAAACAAGAAAGGAAACUUCACACUUCAAAACCCAUAGACGCACCUCCACGUUAAAAGCGGACAAGCCUUAAAAUGCUUUGUGAAUAGGAGCCAUUCAUUAAAUCUAGACCCAGAGCUUGUAGCUGGGGGUUUCCCUUGUGGAGCCUCUGCUGGUGGUUUGCCUUUUGUUUUCCCUCCUCCUUGUUCUUCUAAAGUCUAUGCGUAUUAACAUGUGCAUGCAGCACACACUUACACACUCUCAUACACACACAUUUUUAGGUUUCUGAGUCCCAGGAAAUAGAGGGGUUGACAGUGUCAGAAGCAGGUGAGAAAAGACAGGUUCUUGAUGUGUUUUCUCCAUCAGUGGGAUGUGCUAGUUGGUAAAAAGAACAUCUGAAGAAGGAUAUGAAGAACAGCUGGAAAAGGAUAGAAGAGAUGCCCAAGUGUUACAAUCCUGUGCUGGCAAAGGCUGAGCAGUAGAAUAUAGACAUGCUGAUUUCUCCUUUGGGUGACAGCCAGCAUGCCAUUCCUCUGGGAUAAUCAAGGCACAGUUGUGUGAUCGCUGAUUCUGCCUAGAAGUCUGUAAUACUGUGGAGUGAAAAGCUCACUAUACUGCUUCAGCCCCAGAGAGGCUUAGAUUCUUAUUCAUAUAUGUACUCCCAACACACACACACACACACACACACACACACACACACACAUUAAUUUAUGUGUUUUUUAUUAAGUGCCUUGAAAAAAAUAAAAAAAUAUAUACUUUCUCUCUGGGUAGAAAUCAUGAAUAUCCUAAAAGUUAAGGCAUUUCCUCCUUCCCUGACUUCAAUGGCUCCAUUCUCAGUUCCCUCAACUCACCGCUGAUCCUAUUAAUGGAAUGAGCCCUGCUACCCAACAGGUAGUCUUAGCCCUAGAUGACUCUCAACUACUCCAGAAAAGGAGGCACUGGGAAUAGAAUGAAACCAUGUGAGGGAUAAGAUUGUCCACUUCAAGAUCCAAAUUUUAUUUUGUAUUAAUGCUUAAGGAUUGCCUGCAUGCUAGAAAUCCAAGCGGGUUGUCCAGCCUGUUGCAUAUCAAUGGCAAACUGUCAGACCAUUUUUGCUGCUAUGGUCACCUACAAUUCCAUUUGUCUCACACCCAGGUGAAAGGGAAAAGGUGAAUGGCACUGGCUAGUUUCUUUAAAUGUUAACUUAUGAAAAUGCUAGUUCAAAUGGUAAUGUCACAGUGUUUCGUAUGCAGAGAAGGAGAAUUCAUACUGACAGCUAUUUAUUCACAUGUGUGUCUUUGCGCGCCUUUGAGUUCUCUGUAUCUACUGUGUAUGUGAAUGGUCACGUGGGACUCAGUGGUGGUGUUGUGUGACUUUGACCUAGGACCCAAGUGUGACCUCUGAUCUCAGCACUCAUUCACACAGUGAUAGUUAGAGGUGAAAAGUAAAGCCGUCAAGUUGCAAGAGCUUAGUGUUAGAUGCCCUUUGAACUGGGCAUGCAGUAGAAGCAAGUUUUAAUGAGCUCGCCCUGCUCUUCACCCUCCUACACAACUUGGUGUUCAGAAAGCUAGGAAGUUCCAGAAAUUUCCAGAAGAGAAGUUCCAAACCCCAUGGGGGUGUCCUGGCCCUCCCAUGCUCAGUGGGCCAUUUUACUAUAAUUCCCCAAAGACCACCCCUGUCUCAGGCCUGAAAUUCACCUCUAAGUUAUUACAACCCAGCCUGCAUCCUUCCAAAAGUCCUACAUCUGUAUUCACCACUGGCUGAUUUGAGGCCCUUAGUGAGCCCUGAGUACUGAACAGAGCAGGGUCCUCACUGUAGGUAGAUACCUCACUGAGGCUGGAGGCUGGGUCCCUUCUGACUUGGUCAGGGGAUGCCUUGGUGUAUGUAUUAUCUUUGUCUGCAGGUAGGCAAGCUGACCUGUCUCCUUGAAUUGUUCCCUUUGCAAAACUCAACUCACAGUACUGAUCUCCUUUUUGCCUUGUAUUCAAUGACAUAUUACCUCCACGCUCUCUGGGACCAGGCAGUCAAACAGGGCCACACGGUUGCUGUCUCUCUUUGGUGGGGUUGGGGAAUUGCCAAGAAUAAGGGUCCAAGGAAUGAGCAUGAAUGACAGAAAAGGAAACAAGGGAAAAAGUUAAACUCAUGCAGAAAGUUAACUUUUCCAGGGUUUGAAGUUAAAGGUAUUCAACCAUUUGCUGGCUGAGCCAGAUCACGGGAACUUGAGAGCUUUUACUGUGAUUCUUCAAUGUAAAAAAUAAAUAACAAUGUCAAACUGUGUUUAUAUGAUUUGUAUAAAGCCUUUUUAAAAUUGCUAUUUAAAUAAACAUUAUA
Molecule: messenger RNA, 6698 nt
Organism: Octodon degus (degu)
Lineage: Eukaryota; Metazoa; Chordata; Mammalia; Rodentia; Octodontidae
Gene: Nrp2
Product: neuropilin 2
Exons: 17
Coding region: 928-3723 (931 amino acids)
Biological process (GO): angiogenesis; axon guidance; vascular endothelial growth factor signaling pathway
Cellular component (GO): membrane
Molecular function (GO): vascular endothelial growth factor receptor activity; semaphorin receptor activity
Source: RefSeq, a predicted model, not a curated record